Entamoeba invadens IP1 is the source of this 1764-nucleotide messenger RNA. RefSeq lists its product as hypothetical. The transcript is spliced from 6 exons. The coding region runs from base 1 to 1764 and encodes 587 amino acids. Gene Ontology annotation, molecular function: protein binding. The record is from RefSeq and is a predicted model, not a curated record. NCBI's taxonomy places the organism in Eukaryota, Evosea, Mastigamoebida, Endamoebidae.
AUGUUUCUCAUCUUUCUGUUUGUCAUUCUUUCAAAUUCGAAAAUCUCAUGUUUCAAUCCCGGUUGUUUGACUUGUGAUGAGGAAUCAAGGGAUUAUAAUUGCACGACCUGUAAAAAUGAUUAUCUAUUUGUGAACAGUGUCUGUGUCCCAAAGAAUAUUGUUCAUUGUGUUGAGACAACAAAUUCCAAGUGUUCCAAAUGUGAAGCUGGAUAUUAUUACGACUAUUACUACUCUACCUGUAAAAGUGGGUAUGAGUAUUGUCUCGAUUUCACAGUCGAUCCGCUCACUAAGAUAUACACAUGCAACAAAUGUGUCCCCGGCUUUAUUUUUAAUACCACAUCUAAAAUGUGCAAUAUAUGCUCGCUCACAGAUAAAGAUGUCCAGUCUUGUCUCCACUUUGUGUCCCCUUGUGUGUGUGAUGAAUGUCCACCAAACACAUAUUUACAAGAUGGAAAGUGUUUAAACGAUGAUGCGUAUUGCGCGCUGUACGACGAAAACCACAAAUGCGUUUCUUGUGCAAUAGGCUAUGCGUUGAGCAAUAACAAGUGUAUACGGGGAUCAGAUAAAAACUGUGUUGAGUAUGAAGAAGGAAGUACUUCCGCGUGCAAAACGUGCCAAAAGGGAAUGGCGCUGGACACCAACACGAAGUUGUGUCAAUAUGACUGUGGAGAUGACAACUGUAUAAAUUGUACCAAUUACAAAGAGUGUGAAGAGUGUUUCCCAGGCUCAGUGAACAUAAACGGGAGAUGCAAAGUGUGUAAAACCGACAAUUGUUACACGUGUAGCAAUGAAGAUACCUGCAUUGAUUGUAGAGAUGGAUAUGUGUUGGAUCCAAAUACAAAUCUUUGUGUUGCGUGCGAAGAAGGGUGUGAGUUGUGCAAUGCAGAUGAUACAUCAAUAUGUCAAUCAUGUGAUUUUAAUCACAAUUUGUACGAAGGGAAAUGUUACUCAUAUCCUCAAGGAUCAAAAUUUGUAUGUAACACCGAAGCUCUCACUGAAGACGACUGUUUGCGCAACAACAGCAAUUGCGAGUUUGUGUCUGGAGAGAACUAUCACUACUGUUUAUACAAAGGUUCCAAUUGUGCCGAAUAUGAUGUGGAUGGAAUAUGUAUAACAUGUGAUGACGGGUAUGUGAAACAAUCGGAGAACGCAACAAAGUGCAUUUCAGAAAUACCGUUUUGUUUGCAACGCGAUGAUUAUACACUCGCAAAUGGUACCGUGAUUAAUGUUUGUGUACAAUGCGAGUCUGGAGCAUUUUUAACGGUUGACCGGCAAUGUAAGAAAUGUAAUUUGUUGUGUUCCAAUGGGUGUGUAGGUGCGAUGGAUAAUUGUGUGAAAACGACAUGCUAUCAAAGUAAUUGCCUUGAAUGCAGCGAGUAUAAGAAGUGCACAAAGUGUGCUCCUGGAUAUCGUUCGUAUCAAAAAUUUAGUAUCACAGGUAUCCACGUCUUUUGUGAAUCCGAUAGAUGCGAACAUGCAACGCCCAACGUGAAACAACACUGUUUAAUAUGUGCGCACGCUUAUGACGGUUCAGUUGGUGCAAACAAGAAAGACAGAUAUUACGAACGUGUGUAUGAUUCUACAGACGGACUAUGUUACUAUUACAGCAAGCCCAAAGAUAACACUGAUAUGUCAUCCAGUUAUAUUACUGGUGUUGUGUGUUUUGUUACUACACUCGUCAUCAUAAUUGUUCUCAUUUUCAUAGGUGGAGGCUUUGAGUUUGUAAAAGCAGGAAGAGAAGGAGGAUAUCAACAAGUAAACUAA